AUGAAGUCCUGGUCCGCCUGGGCCCUUGCGGCCCUGGCCACGUCGGCGGCCGGUGCCGCCAUCGACGACUGCCUGGCGGCGGCGUCGGUGCCGGUGGACGCCAAGGGCGGCAACGACUGGAACGCGGACGUGGCGCCGUUCAACACGCGGCUGCAAUACACGCCGGCGGCGAUUGUGGUGCCCAAGACGAUUGCGGACAUCCAGGCGGCAGUCAAGUGCGCGGCGGCCAACAAGAUCAAGGUGAGCCCCAAGGGCGGCGGGCACAGCUACGCGUCGUUUGGGCUGGGCGGCGAGAACGGGCACCUCGUGAUUGAGCUGGACCGGCUCAACAAGGUGACGGUGAACAGCACGACCAAGGUGGCGACGAUCCAGGCGGGCGCGCGGCUGGGCCACGUCUUCACGGAGCUCUACAAGCAGGGGCAGCGGGCCAUCAGCCACGGCACGUGCCCCGGCGUCGGGCUGGCGGGCCACUCGCUGCACGGCGGCUUCGGCUUCAGCUCGCACACGCACGGGCUGGCGCUCGACUGGAUGGUGGGCGCGACGGUGGUGCUGGCGAACGCGACGGUGGUCAACUGCUCGGCGACGGAGAACGCGGACCUGUUCUGGGCGCUGCGCGGCGCGGGCUCGUCGUUUGGCGUCGUGCACACGUUCUACUUCAACACGUUUGCGGCGCCGCCGCAGACGACGGCCUUCCAGGUCAACCUGCCGUGGAGCAGCGCGGGCGACUGCGCCAACGGGUGGAGCGCGCUGCAGGACUGGCUGAGCGCGGGCAGCAUGCCGGCGGAGCUCAACUUCCGCAUCUUUGGCAGCAGCUACCAGACGCAGAUCCAGGGCCUCUACCACGGCGGGCAGGCGGCGCUGCAGACGGCGAUGCAGCCGCUGCUGGGCAAGCUGGGCGCGUCGCUGUCGCAGGUGCAGCAGACGGACUGGGUCGGCGGGUUCGCCGCCUACGACAACGGCGACACGGUGGACGCCUCGCACCCCUACAACCAGCACGAGAACUUUUUCUCCAAGAGCAUGGCCACGACGGCGCUGCCGGCGCGCGCGCUGCAGGCCGUCUGCGGCUACUGGAUGAACCAGGCCCGCAGCAACACGCGCUCGUGGUACAUCAUCAUCGACAUGAUGGGCGGCAAGAACGCCUUCAUCCCCUCCGUCGCCAGCAACGCCACGAGCUUCGCCCACCGCGACAAGCUGUUCUUGUACGAGCUCUACGACCGCGCCAUCUUCGGCUCGUUCCCGUCCAACGGCUUUUCCUUCCUCAACGGCUGGGCCGACUCCUUCACCCAGAACCUCGCCGCCAACCAGUGGGGCAUGUACAUCAACUACGCCGACCCGACCAUGAACCGCACCUACGCCAACCAGGUCUACUACGGCAGCAGCCUGCCGCGGCUGCAGCAGAUCAAGGCCGCCGUCGACCCGACGCAGGUCUUUGACUAUCCGCAGGCGAUUGCGCCGGCCAAGUAG
Molecule: messenger RNA, 1464 nt
Organism: Sporothrix brasiliensis 5110
Lineage: Eukaryota; Fungi; Ascomycota; Sordariomycetes; Ophiostomatales; Ophiostomataceae
Product: chitooligosaccharide oxidase
Exons: 1
Coding region: 1-1464 (487 amino acids)
Molecular function (GO): oxidoreductase activity; FAD binding
Source: RefSeq, a predicted model, not a curated record